Molecule: messenger RNA, 795 nt
Organism: Drosophila serrata
Lineage: Eukaryota; Metazoa; Arthropoda; Insecta; Diptera; Drosophilidae
Gene: Tcs5
Product: TP53 regulating kinase
Biological process (GO): protein phosphorylation
Cellular component (GO): EKC/KEOPS complex; nucleus; cytosol
Molecular function (GO): protein serine/threonine kinase activity; ATP binding
Source: RefSeq, a predicted model, not a curated record
AAGCACCUUUUCGGGGCUGCCAAUCUUUCUUCAAAAAAGAACGCCGGCGGACGACUCGUUUAAAGUAAAAUCUAAAGAAUGUCUACGGAAAUCCUCAAACAAGGCGCCGAGGGGCGCCUAUAUCUGGGUGAUUUUAAGGGCGAGUCAUGCCUGAUCAAGGAGCGGUUUGUAAAGAAGUAUCGUCAUCCCGAACUGGACACGCAGAUCACGCGGCAGCGAAUGAAGGCCGAAGCCAAGGCGGCCAGCCGUUGUUUGGCUGCCGGCAUCCUGGCCCCAAAGAUCCUUCACUCUGACCUCAACACCCACAAGCUAUACAUGGAAUACUUCGACAAGGCGACAACAGCAAAGCUAUUUAUACAACGGACAGUGGGGGCUAACUCGGAGGAGGAAGCGAAACUGGCGCUGCUGGAGCUUUGCUCGCGAAUUGGUUCUAUCGUCGGCAAGAUGCACUCAAAUCACAUCAUACACGGCGACUUGACCACCUCGAACCUGCUCAUCAACCCGAAGGCCUGCGACUACGACGUUAUCCUUAUUGAUUUCGGACUGAGCCACUACAACCAGGCCACUGAGGACAAGGGCGUCGAUCUGUACGUUCUGGAGCGCGCGCUGCUUAGCACCCACAGCGAGCAGCCCUAUCUAUUUGAACACAUCUUGGCCGCGUAUCGCAAGGAGUGCGGCAAAGACGAGGAGGCAGUGCUGUCCAAAUUCGAGGAGGUAAGAGCCCGGGGACGCAAGCGCACAAUGAUUGGCUAACAAAUAAUAAACUUUAAUGGGCGUGUUAAACUGUUAAACCUA